AUGAUGAAAGGAAUAUCAUGGAUUGGAAAACAUUGGAAUAAGAUGCAUACGCUGUGCCACCGCUGUGGCUCUAAGGCCUACCACCUGCAAAAGUUGACCCGUGGCAAAUGUGGCUAUCCUGCCAAGUGCCAGAGAAAGUAUAACUGGAGUGCCAAGGCUGAAAGAAGAAAUACCACCAAGACUGGUAGGAUGAGGCACCUCAAAAUUGUAUACCGCAGAUUCAGGCCUGGAUUCCAUCAAGAAUCAGUGCCUAAACCCAAGAGGGCAGCUGUUGCAGCCUCCAGAUCAUCUUACUAA
Messenger RNA from Nycticebus coucang (slow loris), 297 nucleotides. Its product is annotated as 60S ribosomal protein L37-like. Gene Ontology annotation, biological process: translation. Gene Ontology annotation, cellular component: cytosolic large ribosomal subunit; ribosome. The transcript has a single exon. Lineage: Eukaryota; Metazoa; Chordata; Mammalia; Primates; Lorisidae. Gene Ontology annotation, molecular function: RNA binding; structural constituent of ribosome. The coding region runs from base 1 to 297 and encodes 98 amino acids. The record is from RefSeq and is a predicted model, not a curated record.